Phyllopteryx taeniolatus (common seadragon) is the source of this 3415-nucleotide messenger RNA. RefSeq lists its product as uncharacterized. The record is from RefSeq and is a predicted model, not a curated record. The transcript has a single exon. Gene Ontology annotation, molecular function: catalytic activity. The coding region runs from base 271 to 3333 and encodes 1020 amino acids. NCBI's taxonomy places the organism in Eukaryota, Metazoa, Chordata, Actinopteri, Syngnathiformes, Syngnathidae.
GCCCGGAGAAAACCCAUGCAGGCACGGGGAGAACAUGCAAACUCCACACAGGCGGGGCCGGGGAUUGAACCCCGGUCCUUAGAACUGUGAGGCAGACGCUCUAACCAGUCGUCCACCGUGGAAGACUUAUCAAGGGUAAUAACAGCCACAAACCAGAAAGUCCACUUACAAAGUGCACAAUUUGGAAGAAAGAGUAAGUAAGCAUGGGAAUGCAGCCCUAUGGGGGGCACAAGUCAGUGCAAACUGUAGGCCGGUCCCAAGCCCGGAUAAAUGCAGAGGGUUGCGUCAGGAAGGGCAUCCGGCUUAAAACCUUGCCAAACAAAUAUGAGCGUUCAUCCAAAGAAUUCCAUACCGGAUCGGUCGUGGCCCGGGUUAACAACGUCCGCCACCGGCGCCGUCAACCUGCAGGGCGCUGUUGGAAAUUCAGCUACUGUGGGUCGAAGUCAAAGAAGAAGAAGAAGAAGAAGAGGUGGAAAGCGGGUUCUUCGGCAGAAAGAGAAGAGGAAAACACAGAGCCUAGAACUGAAUGUGGGGACUUUGAAUGUUGGGACUAUGACAGGAAAAUCCCGGGAGUUGGUUGACAUGAUGAUUAGGAGAAAGGUUGAUAUAUUGUGUGUCCAGGAGACCAGGUGGAAAGGCAGUAAGGCUAGAAGUUUAGGGGCAGGGUUUAAAUUAUUUUACCAUGGUGUAGAUGGGAAGAGAAAUGGAGUCGGGGUUAUUUUAAAAGAAGAGUUGGCUAAGAAUGUCUUGGAGGUGAAAAGAGUAUCAGAUCGAGUGAUGAGGCUGAAAUUUGAAAUUGAGGGUGUUAUGUGUAAUGUGAUUAGUGGCUAUGCCCCACAGGUAGGAUGUGACCUAGAGGUGAAAGAGAAAUUCUGGAAGGAGCUAGAUGAUGUAGUUCAGAGCAUCCCAGACAGAGAGAGAGUCGUAAUUGGUGCAGAUUGUAAUGGACAUGUUGGUGAAGGUAAUAAGGGUGAUGAAGAAGUGAUGGGUAAGUACGGUAUCCAGGAAAGGAACUUGGAGGGACAGAUGGUGGUAGACUUUGCAACAAGGAUGCAAAUGGCUGUAGUGAACACUUUUUUCCAGAAGAGGCACGAACAUAGGGUGACCUACAAGAGCGGAGGUAGAAGCACACAGGUGGAUUACAUCUUGUGCAGACGAUGUAAUCUGAAGGAGGUUACCAACUGUAAGGUAGUGGUAGGGGAGAGUGUGGCUAGACAGCAUAGGAUGGUGGUGUGUAAGAUGACUCUGGUGGUGGGGAGGAAAAUUAGGAAGACAAAGGCAGAGAAGAGAACCAUGUGGUGGAAGCUGAGACAGGACGAGUGUUGUGCAGCUUUUCGGGAAGAGGUGAUACAGGCUCUCGGUGGAUGGGAAGAGCUUCCAGAAGACUGGACCACUGCAGCCAAGGUGAUCAGAGAAGCAGGCAGGAGAGUACUUGGUGUAUCUUCUGGCAGGAAAGGAGAGAAGGAGACUUGGUGGUGGAACCUCACAGUACAGGAAAUCAUACAAGGAAAACGGUUAGCUAAGAAGAAGUGGGACAAUGAGAGGACCAAGGAGAGGCGAAAGGAAUACAUUGAGAUGCGACACAGGGCAAAGGUAGAGGUGGCAAAGGCAAAACAAGAGGCAUAUGAUGACAUGUAUGGCAGGUUGGACACUAAAGAAGGAGAAAAGGAUCUAUACAGGCUGGCCAGACAGAGGGAUAGAGAUGGGAAGGAUGUGCAGCAGGUUAGGGUGAUUAAGGAUAGAGAUGGAAAUAUGUUGACUGGUGCCAGCAGUGUGCUAGGUAGAUGGAAAGAAUACUUCGAGGAGUUGAUGAAUGAGGAAAAUGAUAGAGAAGGGAGAGUAGAAGAGGCAAGUGUGGUGGACCAGGAAGUGGCAAUGAUUAGUAAGGGGGAAGUUAGAAAGGCAUUAAAGAGAAUGAAAAAUGGAAAGGCAGUUGGUCCUGAUGACAUUCCUGUGGAGGUAUGGAAGCAUCUAGGAGAGGUGGCUGUGGAGUUUUUGACCAGCUUGUUCAAUAGAAUUCUAGUGCGUGAGAAGAUGCCUGAGGAAUGGAGGAAAAGUGUACUGGUGCCCAUUUUUAAGAACAAAGGUGAUGUGCAGAGCUGUGGCAACUAUAGAGGAAUAAAGUUGAUGAGCCACACAAUGAAGUUAUGGGAAAGAGUAGUGGAGGCUAGACUCAGGACAGAAGUGAGUAUUUGCGAGCAACAGUAUGGUUUCAUGCCUAGAAAGAGUACCACAGAUGCAUUAUUUGCCUUGAGGAUGUUGAUGGAAAAGUACAGAGAAGGUCAGAAGGAGCUACAUUGUGUCUUUGUAGAUCUAGAGAAAGCCUAUGACAGAGUACCCAGAGAGGAACUGUGGUACUGCAUGCGGAAGUCUGGAGUGGCAGAGAAGUAUGUUAGAAUAAUACAGGACAUGUACGAGGGCAGCAGAACAGCAGUGAGGUGUGCUGUCGGUGUGACAGAAGAAUUUAAGGUGGACGUGGGACUGCAUCAGGGAUCAGCCCUGAGCCCCUUCCUUUUUGCAGUGGUGAUGGAUAGGCUGACAGAUGAGGUUAGACUGGAAUCCCCGUGGACCAUGAUGUUUGCAGAUGACAUUGUGAUCUGCAGUGAAAGCAGGGAGCAGCUGGAGGAACAGUUAGAAAGAUGGAGGCAUGCACUGGAAAGAAGAGGAAUGAAGAUUAGCCGAAGUAAAACAGAAUAUAUGUGCAUGAAUGAGAGGGGUGGUGGGGGAAGAAUGAGGCUACAGGGAGAAGAGAUGGCAAAGGUAGAGGACUUUAAAUACUUGGGGUCAACCGUCCAGAGCAAUGGUGAGUGUGGUCAGGAAGUGAAGAAACGGGUCCAAGCAGGUUGGAACGGGUGGAGGAAGGUGUCAGGUGUGUUAUGUGACAGAAGAGUCUCUGCUAGGAUGAAGGGCAAAGUUUAUAAAACAGUGGUGAGGCCAGCCAUGAUGUAUGGAUUAGAGACAGUGGCACUGAAGAGAAAACAGGAAGCAGAGCUGGAGGUGGCGGAAAUGAAGAUGUUGAGGUUCGCUCUCGGAGUGACCAGGUUGGAUAAAAUUAGAAAUGAGCUCAUCAGAGGGACAGCCAAGGUUCGAUGUUUUGGAGACAAAGUUAGAGAGAGCAGACUUCAAUGGUUUGGACACGUCCAGAGGAGAAAGAGUGAGUAUAUUGGUAGAAGGAUGAUGGGGAUGGAGCUGCCAGGCAAGAGAGCUAGAGGAAGACCAAAGAGAAGGUUGAUGGAUGUCGUGAGGGAAGACAUGAUGGCAGUUGGUGUUCGAGAGGAGGAUGCAGGAGAUAGGCUCUCAUGGAAAAGGAUGACGCGCUGUGGCGACCACUAACGGGACAAGCCGAAAGGAAAAGAAGAAGUAAGUAAGCAUGGGAUAAAGGAGUUGACUUUGUUUUUGUUUACUAUAUUUGACA